AUGACAUCGCGUGAGAAAGCCUACUACAGACUUAGAGUUGUUAUCACGUUAAUCCUCAGCGCAACGCCGUUCUGUUUCAUUUGCAUGGAUGAAGCCGUCUAUUCGAUCUUAUCGAACGUGUAUUACUUCACCGGUUUGGUACACGUGGACUAUCCAUCACAUUAUGAAAUGAAGGUAUCGGGUAAAGGGGAGAGCGCGAAAAUGAUGAGAAGCAUCCAGGAAGUGUUCUCGCCAUUGACGUCAGACAUUCGUGAAAGAGAUGACAGGUAG
Messenger RNA from Cooperia oncophora, 270 nucleotides. The record is from the annotation of a GenBank genome assembly. Lineage: Eukaryota; Metazoa; Nematoda; Chromadorea; Rhabditida; Trichostrongylidae.